AUGGCCACCCACGAGCUUGCCCUGAAGCUGCAGCGGCGGCUGAGGCUGGAGCAGGAGUCCGAGGCUGGCCAGAGGCCGCAGCAGAACGGCCUCGACGGGGAGAAGUGCGGGCUGUGGACGGAGCCCGCGCGGGGCGGGAGCCGGAGCCGGGGCCGGAGCCCGGGGCCCCCGACCCCCGGGGAAGAGCCGCCGGCCAAGGAGCUCACGGCCAACGCCGACUCGGAGCUGAAGGCUCAGCUGAACCGGCGCCAGGGCAUCCACGAGGGGACGGCGCGGCCCCGGCCCGCCAAGGUCUUCAAACCCUACACCGAGUUCCCGGAGUUCAGCCGCCGGCAGAUCAAGGACAUGGAGAGCCUCUUCAGACGGUAUGACUCUGGCAAGGACGGCUACAUCGACCUGAUGGAACUGAAGCUAAUGAUGGAGAAGCUGGGAGCCCCCCAGACCCACCUGGGCCUCAAGAACAUGAUCAAGGAGGUGGAUGAGGACCUAGACAGCAAGCUGAGCUUCCGGGAGUUUUUGCUGAUUUUCCGGAAGGCAGCCUCAGGGGAACUGGAGGAGGACAGUGGCUUGAUGUCUCUGGCAAAGCUCUCGGAGAUCAACGUGGCCACUGAAGGAGUGAAAGGGGCCAAGAACUUCUUUGAAGCCAAGGUCCAUGCCCUGGCCCUGACCAGCAGAUUUGAGGCCGAGAUCAAAGCGGAGCAGAUGGCCCGAAAACAGGAGGAGGAGGAACGGAAACACCGGAGGGCUCUCUUCAGAGAGCGCCAAGCGGCCUUCUCCCAGUAACCCCUGCCAGGCCAAAUGGUGCCGGAGUGUGGUCAGGGGCUUGCCUUGAUGUCCACCAGCUGUGCCUUACCAGUUGACCUGGGAGCGAUGCCCAGCACCUUGUCCCCCAAGGAGGACCUGUCUCUUUGAAUGUCUAGCAUCUUUGUCAUCCCCAGUUAUGAUGACCUUUCUUCUUAAACUUCCUAUGUUUUGUGCCCAAGAGGUAACUGGUCACCCUAAGACCUGGGGAGACAGAGUAGGGAAGGUCAAAGUCAAGAUGGGAGGAGAUUAAUUUUGUAAAAAGAGAGGAAAUAGCCCCUUUCUUACCUACCCACCAGACAAAGUUUCUAGGAUUUGCCAUUUUCUUUGUGGCUUUUACUUUCCCUCUAUCCCCUUCCUUUUAGCCAAGCCUUUCAAAGAGGAAAUGUGGUCUUUUGGCCAAAGAAAGGCACCACUCUUCCAUUCCCCUGUGUUCCGUUCCCAUGUUCAGGCUGAUAGCCUUGCACUCAGCGGAGGUAUAUGCUGUUGGCUUUGUUAUAGAUUCUUCCAUCCUUCUUCCAUCACUCCCAAAGGCAAGGUUAUUCAGUCAUCCUAUCCCCUUCUCCCAGAGUUCAAGGCAGGGGAGGGCUCCAAGAGGUGUGGAGCCCAUGGUGUUGGAGGGCUGCAGUUCUAAAAGCCCCUCUUCUAUUCUGCCACUUGGACAGGUGGUUUUAAAUGGAUGGAAAGAAACUGCCUGCCCCGGGGACCCUUUUCCCAACACCCUUCACCUCCACACAGUAACAUUUUGUCCCAUUGCCAAUUUGGAUUGAAGGCUUCAUGCAGGGUGCCUGAAGCUAACCAGCACACCUGGUCAUGGUUCUUCAACCUAUAAUGUACAGACAGAUGGGUCUGGCCCACCAUCCAUGGCAGGUGGCCAUUCCAAGACCUCUGUGCCUCAAACCUUCUGGGAGUACUGAGACUUCAUAAUGGUUUCUUGUCUUCUCCUUUCUGUUCAUGGGGGGCAACCCUUUUUCACCCUCAAGAGUUUUUCCCUUUUGACUUUUUUAUCAAAAAAAAAAUCAUGCUGUUAAAACUGGGCAUGGAAGAGUAAUGGAAAGAAAGGAAUUUGUGAUAGAUUGCAGAAUGACAAGAGUACUUGAAGCUCUUUAUCAGUAAAAACAGAAUGUUUCUAAGGUCACUCUUACUAACUUGAUAUUUAUUAAGAUCUGAGGGUUUUUAGAUCUCUUUUGUAGCUGUUCUUUUUCCAUGAAGUCAGUGUUUUUCAGCCUUCUUAGUUUUUCUUGCCAAAUGAGCUAUCAAAUAAAAUGUAUGAUCUCACUGGCUUGCUUCUACUCGUGGAAUGGCUGGGAGGAUGAAGGUCAGAAGGACGAAUGGGUCAGAUUUGGUUGGGCUUAGUCACUUCGAUACCCAUGGCUUGGUAAACUGCCCAGAUACAUUCAGUCCUAGAGCCAUGACUGAGUGGGCACCACUAGUUCUCUGAAAUAUGGGAGGCAGGAAUAGGCGAACAGAGUUAGAGCCAGAAGAGACAACUCCCCCAUUUUUUACAGGUGAGAAAACUGAGUCCCUGAGAGGGGAAGGGGCUUGUCCAAUGUCAUGCAGACAAUAAGUGGCACAGCUGGGAAGGUCAUAGUAGUAAUAAUAACAGUAGUAACAGCUAGUAUUCACAUAGCACUUUAAGGUUUGUAAGGUGUUUUACAAAUAUUA
Molecule: messenger RNA, 2466 nt
Organism: Vombatus ursinus (common wombat)
Lineage: Eukaryota; Metazoa; Chordata; Mammalia; Diprotodontia; Vombatidae
Gene: EFHD1
Product: EF-hand domain family member D1
Exons: 4
Coding region: 1-783 (260 amino acids)
Cellular component (GO): mitochondrial inner membrane
Molecular function (GO): calcium ion sensor activity
Source: RefSeq, a predicted model, not a curated record